This is a messenger RNA of Argiope bruennichi, 1048 nucleotides long. Its product is annotated as syntaxin-1A-like. Gene Ontology annotation, biological process: exocytosis; vesicle fusion; intracellular protein transport. Lineage: Eukaryota; Metazoa; Arthropoda; Arachnida; Araneae; Araneidae. The coding region runs from base 347 to 1048 and encodes 233 amino acids. The transcript has 9 exons. The record is from RefSeq and is a predicted model, not a curated record. Gene Ontology annotation, cellular component: SNARE complex; endomembrane system; plasma membrane. Gene Ontology annotation, molecular function: SNAP receptor activity; SNARE binding.
UCUGAGUGUGUAUUGUCACUUUCUCUGUUAUUCUUUUGUUGUACCUUGUUUAGAUUACUGAUAUCUGAACUAGCAAUUUUCAAUAUUUUGCCAAAAUAGUCUGACGAUAUCUUAUUAACAAAUGGAUUUAACAUUUCCACGGUGAUAGAUUUGUGAUUUCAUCUAAGCUUCAAUUAUUAUCGGUACCUAACAGCAAGAAAUCAUUUUCCAAAGAAUUUCAGAAAAUGAGUUGGCAACAAUUCUAUAUUCCUAUUCCUACAUUUGUUUCGUUAUUCGAUUCGGCUUCUGCGAAAUUUGAACAAGGUACUGAAUUGUUUUUGAUUUUCUUUGUCAUUGACAGUCAAGAAUGGUUGUGAGAGACAGAAAGGCCGAAUUUCUUAAUAAAGCAAGGAAACCUGAAGCUGUUUUUAAAACUAAAUCGCAAUCAAAAUUUGCAGAAGAAGAUGAAAAUGUGAAAUUUAUUUUAAAUUUUUUGAAAAAAGUUGAAGAUAUAAACAAUUCUUUUGAAUUUGUGACUAAGGGUAUAGGAGAUGUUAUCAAAAUCCAAAGUGCAAUUUUAGAAUUCAGUGAAACUGAUGAAACAUUGUUUAGCACUUAUCAAAGUAUAAAAAAGGAGCUUCUAUCAAUUUCAAGAAAAAUAUCUAAUUUGGCUAAUUCUUUUAAUCAAGAACAAUUUUCCGAUAUGCCUGCUGAAUUACGUAUCUGCAAUACUCAGACUAUUACCUUGAAAAAGAAGUUUUCUUCUACCAUCUCAUAUUAUUACAGUAUUCAAGAAGAAUAUAGAAAUACAUGCAAGGCUCAAGUAAAAAGGCAAGCUGAAAUUGCUGGUGCUGAUGUUUCAAGAUUAAAUUUAGAUGAAAUUAUUGGCUCUAAAACUGACAUAUUUCUUCAAACUGUAUUACCAGAUUAUGAUGUGACCCAUCAUUUCUUGCAUGAAGUAAAGAAAAGGCACGAAAAUUUUCUUAAAAUGGAACAGACCAUUGAGGAUCUCCGUGAUUUAUUUUUUGAUCUUGCACUGAUUGUGCAAGUAGAUGUAAGCAGAAUUUAA